Messenger RNA from Equus caballus (horse), 1945 nucleotides. RefSeq names its product kelch repeat and BTB domain containing 13 (gene KBTBD13). Gene Ontology annotation, molecular function: protein binding. Gene Ontology annotation, biological process: relaxation of skeletal muscle; regulation of the force of skeletal muscle contraction. Lineage: Eukaryota; Metazoa; Chordata; Mammalia; Perissodactyla; Equidae. The record is from RefSeq and is a predicted model, not a curated record.
AUCUUUAGCCGGACAGAUAUUUAUAGCCCCUGGGAAGUUUUUUCCGCCACGGGGUAGCCCCAGAGUUGGUGGCCGCCGAGUCCCGGCCACCAGCGGUGGCCUCCGCCCCUCCGGCCCGCCAUGCCUCGGGGCCCGGAGGCGCCGGUGCAGGUGUGGGUGGGCAGCCAGCUCUUCCAGGCGGACCAGGCCCUGCUGGUGGAGCACUGCGGCUUCUUCCGCGGCCUCUUCCGCUCCGGCAUGCGGGAGGCGCGCGCGGCCGAGGUGCGCCUGGGCGCGCUGAGCGCCGGCGGCUUCCGCACCACGCUGCAGGUGCUGCGCGGCGAGCGGCCGGCGCUGGCGGCCGACGACGAGCUGCUGCAGGCCGUGGAGUGCGCCGCCUUCCUGCAGGCGCCGGCGCUCGCGCGCUUCCUGGAGCACAGCCUCACGUCGGACAACUGCGCGCUGCUGUGCGACGCAGCCGCCGCCUUCGGCCUGCGCGACGUUUUCCACAGCGCCGCGAACUUCAUCCGCGACGGCGCGUGCGAGCUGGCGGCCGAGCUGGCGCUGCCCGAGGCCCGCGCGUACGUGGCGGCGCUGCGGCCCAGCAGCUACGUGGCCGUGAGCACGCACACGCCCGCGCCCGGCUUCCUGGAGGAUGCGUCGCGCACCAUGUGCUACCUGGACGAGGAGGAGGACUCGUGGCACACGCUGGCCACGCUGCCCCUGGAGGCCAGCACCCUGCUGGCAGGCGUGGCCACGCUGGGCAACAAGCUCUACAUCGUGGGCGGCGUGCGGGGCGCCAGCAAGGAGGUGGUGGAGCUGGGCUUCUGCUAUGAUCCCGAGGGCGGCACGUGGCGCGAGUUCCCGAGCCCGCACCAGCCGCGCUAUGACACCGCGCUGGUCGGCUUCGACGGCCGCCUCUACGCCAUUGGCGGCGAGUUCCAGAGGAUGCCCAUGAGCUCCGUGGAGCGCUACGACCCGACUGCGGGCUGCUGGAGCUUCGUGGCCGACCUGCCGCAGCCGGCUGCAGGCGUGCCCUGCGCGCAGGCCCGGGGCCGCCUCUUCGUGUGCCUGUGGCGGCCGGCCGACACCACGGCCGUAGUGGAGUACUCAGUGCGAGCCGACACGUGGCUGCCGGUGGCCGAGCUGCGGCGCCCGCAGAGCUACGGCCACUGCAUGGUGGCCCACCGCGACAGUCUCUAUGUGGUGCGCAACGGACCUUCCGACGACUUCCUACACUGUGCCAUCGACUGCCUCAACCUGGCCACGGGCCAGUGGACGGCGCUGCCCGGCCAGUUCGUCAACAGCAAGGGGGCACUUUUCACGGCCGUGGUGCGCGGUGACCUCGUCUAUACCGUCAACCGCAUGUUCACGCUGCUCUAUGCCAUCGAGGGCGGCACUUGGCGGCUGCUCAGGGAGAAGGCCGGCUUCCCGCGGCCGGGGUCCUUGCAGACGUUUCUUCUGAGACUGCCUCCUGGUGCCUCUGGGCCUGUGGCCUCGACGACGCCAGAACUGUGAUCCCUGGGCUGGUCUUUAGCGGGAGACGCCCGGAGUCUUCCCUGAGCCGUGGCUGAGUCUAUGAGGCUGGCCUUGGGAGCUGCUUAGAACUUCUCUCUCCGUGGUUGAAGCAUCCGGGUCUUGUGACUUCUGACGUGAACAUGUCCAGGAAGCUCAGGGAGUAACGACAACGCUGGGGUCUGAGCCCUUAUAUUACUUGGGCUCUGCCUAGAGCUGGACCCACGGCCCCUGGGAAACCCUGGCCUCACUGCAAGUGGAGAAUGUAGCAUCAGCAUGGGACCUCCUGGGCAUGGAGCCUCGUGUCAGGGCUGCCCCUAGCUGCCUUUUCCCCUGACCCACGUCGCAAGCCCUGGAGAAUGCUGCCCUCAGAAGUCCAGGAACUUCUGGCCCUGGACAAGCCUAGUCUGAUGAGUCACAACAAUAAAUCCUGACUUUUGCAUCCCGUGAA